AUGGAUUUUGACGAUGAUGCCCCGCCAGAGCUGGUCGACACUACCACCGGCGAUGCUCCAGAGGAGAUCACAGUCAAGGUCCCGAUCACUAUUGUGACAGGUUAUUUGGGAGCGGGUAAAACGACAUUGCUGAAUUACAUCCUCACGGCGCAGCACGGCAAGAAGAUUGCCGUGAUUAUGAAUGCGGCUAACAUCCUUAGGGACACCGGAGUGAAUGCCAUCGAGUCGCUGAUGGACAAGAAGGGCGCAUUCGACUACAUCCUUCUUGAGACUACAGGCCUUGCUGACCCUGGGAACCUUGCGCCCCUCUUCUGGGUAGAUGACGGCCUUGGUAGCACGAUAUACCUAGACGGCAUUGUGACCCUGGUGGAUGCGAAGAACAUCCUGCGCAGUCUCGAUGAUCCGAGUGGCAAGGUUGAGGGCCACAACGACCACGAGGGCCACGACGAUCAUGGCCCUCUAAUGACUACUGCUCACGUCCAGAUCUCUCACGCAGAUGUGAUUGUCAUCAACAAGGCCGACAUGGUCACCGAGAGUGAGCUCAGCUCGGUGCGAGCCAGGAUUGAAUCCAUCAACGGGCUGGCAAAAAUCCACGUGACGGAACGGAGUGUGGUGCCGCAGCUGGAGGGCUUCCUACUCGAUUUGCAUGCCUAUGACCAGUUUGAUGAAUCGGAAGCCAGUGCCAAGGGGCACAGUCAUCUUGAUCCUGUGAGUGGCUGGAAAUCGACGGUUCCUGUCGGUCGCCUACGGCCCGGCCAAUUGGACGACGUCGACCGCUGGUUACGGGCCGUGUUGUGGGAUAGCAAACUUCCAGCGGCGGCGGAGGAGAAGACGUUCGAAAUACACCGUUGCAAGGGCCGCCUCGUAUUCGACAACGGAGACGUCAAGAUACUACAGGGCGUCAGAGAGGUCUUUGAGAUAAACGAGGCCCCCGUAAACGUGGACCAGGAGACGCCGGCAGAGGGCAAGAUAAUCUUGAUUGGGAAAAACGUGGCGGGCCAUCAACGUCAGCCUUGGCCCACACCAAAACUUGAUUGGCGAGACCGCUCCCGACCACCUCGUUCCUCCUUCGCCAUAGACCCCGCUGCUUGCCCAAUCCACGAUCCCACGAACAUGUCUCGGACGGUAGGGUCAGUGCCACAAACACUCCGCGGCAUGCCUGGUGGCUUUGGAGGUCAACAACAACCCCAACAACCGGGACGAGUAGGAUCGAACCGUUUACCGAAUGGAAAGCUAGCGAACAAUAGCUCCGGCUGGGCGUUUGGUGGAGGCGUGCCGAUGGGAGCUGCUGGCCUUCAAAAUCCCAACCGUCAACUCGGCGGAAACGUCAGCUUCGCUCAAAGCUUGAGCGGUUCGCAACCAGCAACACCGCUCGACUUGUCGGAAUUCCCUUCAUUAUCGAACAACUCUCAGCUCUCGAGUGCUAAUCAAGCUUCGAUGUGGUCAGGCACUGGGUCCCGAAACCUGGGUGGCCCCAUACAACGCAGCCAGCCGACUCCGCUGUCGUCCCAGCAAGGAGUCCAAGACGACCUCUUCAGUCCCAACUCUUCUCGUAUGUCUUCAGUGCAGGGGUCGUUCCGAUUCGGAACCCAGGGAAGCAUGGGUGUCCAACCAUCUCAGCCGCAAUCUACGAGCAUCGACGACUUCCCUCCACUUAACAGAACCGCCAACGGUGAGAUAGGAUCGGAGCGUGGCGCAAAUCUGAUGUCGUCUCUGGGAUUCGGUCCUCAAACCGGAGCACCAGGGCCUGUGCAGAACAACCGGGGGAAUGGUCUUCUUAACGCUCUUUCGGCCAACAGCCGGGUGAGUGAAGUAAGAUCGCCCCCGGGAGUAGGUGCACCUGGCUUUCCCCGACCGCGAGAUCUCAAGGCUAUUGGCAAUGAAGAGGAAGCGAGACGAACACCGCCAUCAUUCCGAGAGGAGGUUUCGGGGGCGUCUGCGCUUGCAACUGAUGGAGCUUCGCAAGAUCUGGAGAGCCGCCCCCCUUUGGGUCCGGUUGGCACUGAUGAUUCCGUGAAGAAGGUGAAGGACGAGAACGAGAACAGCGCCCCCGAAGUGAUUGACCCUCUUGAGGGUAUGCCUGCGGUGGAUAAGUGGGGGAUCAAGGGGCUGCGAACGUUGAUGAACAACUACCCGGACUACCAUGCAAUGGUUGUGGGCAUGGAUCCUACUUCACUCGGGCUCGACAUGGGAUCUCAAGAGCCUUUCUCGACCCAGAUCUACUCUCUUUUCGACGAUGCGCCUCCGAGACCAACGGCGAAUACUGGGAAGUUCCGGCUGCCUGAUUGUUACAGCGUGACAAAUGUACAGCCGAUUGAGAGCAAGAUCCAGAGCUUCAACGAGGAGACCUUGUUCUGGAUCUUCUACAGCUGCCCAGCAGAUGUCAAGCAACAAAUGGCUGCGGUGGAACUGCACUCUCGAAACUGGCGGUGGCACAAGAAGCUACAAGUGUGGCUCACCAAGGAUGAGCAUAUGACUCCUCAAAUACUGAGCCCAAACCAUGAGCGCGGAUACUACAUCGUGUGGGACACCUCGAAUUGGCGGAAAGAACGAAGGGAGUUCACUCUGCAUUAUGGGGAUCUAGACACGACCCUCAACCAGGCACCUGUUGUGCCAUAA
Messenger RNA from Ilyonectria robusta, 2619 nucleotides. RefSeq lists its product as uncharacterized. The coding region runs from base 1 to 2619 and encodes 872 amino acids. The transcript is spliced from 13 exons. The record is from RefSeq and is a predicted model, not a curated record. Gene Ontology annotation, cellular component: cytoplasm. NCBI's taxonomy places the organism in Eukaryota, Fungi, Ascomycota, Sordariomycetes, Hypocreales, Nectriaceae. Gene Ontology annotation, biological process: regulation of DNA-templated transcription.